AUGGCUGGCGGGGACGAGACGCUCGUGGCUGCGGCCGCAUUCAUCCAAGGUCUGGCCAGAGAUGUCCCUGGCACCAGUACCGUCAAUCCUUUCGAGAUCAAAUCCAACGGCUUCGAUGCGAAGAAGGUCAAGUUGCCGGGCGUUGCGGGCCCGGGCAAGCAGGCUCUCGAGAGGGAACUGGAGGCCUUGCUAAGCCGUGUAACCACGUUGCAGAACAGAGCGCGAAAGCCACGUCGGUCGCGACGCUUGUCGAAAAUUCUCGCCAAAAAAGAAGAGCAGGAUGAAGAUGAGGAUGACGAUGAGGACGAUGACAGCGAUGACGAGGAGCUCGAUCCAAGGACGCGAAUUGUGCGGGAAGAAGACAUCAGUUAUCUGAGGAACCACGUACAAAAACAAGCGGAGGAAAUCAGUUUUCAGAAGGACGUCAUUGCUCGGGUACGAGACGAAUUGCAGCAGCAAGAGGAACACACGAGACGGGCUUUGGUGAAGGUGGAGCACGAAGAUGUUGGAGUAUUGGAACGGGAGCUUCGUAAGCACCAACAAGCCAACGAAGCUUUCCAGAAAGCGUUGAGGGAGAUUGGGGGAAUCAUCACCCAGGUCGCCAACGGUGAUCUCUCCAUGAAGGUCCAGAUUCAUCCGUUGGAGAUGGACCCCGAAAUCGCCACUUUCAAACGUACGAUCAACACCAUGAUGGACCAGCUCCAGGUCUUUGGAAGCGAAGUGUCUCGAGUGGCCAGAGAGGUCGGAACGGAAGGUAUCCUUGGGGGACAAGCGCAGAUCACCGGGGUACAUGGUAUCUGGAAGGAACUCACGGAAAACGUCAACAUUAUGGCUACGAAUCUCACCGACCAGGUGCGCGAGAUCGCUACGGUCACAACCGCCGUCGCUCAUGGUGAUCUGAGCCAGAAGAUUGAGAGUCGAGCCAAGGGUGAGAUCCUGGAACUACAGCAGACGAUCAACACCAUGGUGGACCAACUACGCACUUUUGCUACCGAAGUCACCCGGGUCGCGCGUGAUGUCGGCACAGAGGGUGUUCUCGGUGGGCAGGCUCAGAUCGAAGGGGUACAAGGCAUGUGGAAUGAGCUUACGGUUAAUGUCAACGCUAUGGCCAUGAAUUUGACAACCCAGGUGCGGGAUAUCGCCACGGUCACCAAGGCUGUCGCCAAGGGUGACUUGACGCAGAAGGUCCAGGCCAACUGCAAGGGAGAAAUCCUUGAGCUGAAGAACAUCAUCAACUCCAUGGUGGACCAACUGAAGCAGUUUGCGCAGGAAGUGACCAAGAUCGCCAAGGAGGUCGGCACUGAUGGUGUCCUGGGCGGUCAAGCAACGGUUCAUGAUGUCGAAGGCACCUGGAAAGAUCUGACGGAGAACGUGAAUAGGAUGGCCAAUAAUCUCACGACACAAGUGCGCGAAAUCGCAGACGUUACAACGGCAGUGGCCAAGGGUGACCUGACCAAGAAAGUAACGGCCAACGUCAAGGGUGAGAUACUAGAUCUCAAGAACACUAUAAACGGGAUGGUGGACCGUCUGAAUACAUUCGCAUUUGAAGUGAGCAAGGUCGCUCGUGAAGUCGGUACCGAUGGAACACUGGGUGGUCAAGCCAAGGUGGAUAAUGUGGAAGGAAAAUGGAAAGAUCUCACCGACAAUGUGAACACGAUGGCGCAGAACCUGACCUCUCAGGUCAGGGGAAUCUCCGACGUUACACAGGCCAUUGCCAAGGGCGACCUUAGCAAGAAGAUUGAGGUCCAUGCCCAGGGAGAAAUACUCACCCUCAAGGUCACCAUCAAUAACAUGGUGGACCGCCUGGCGAAAUUCGCACACGAGCUCAAGCGUGUCGCCCGCGAUGUGGGUGUGGAUGGCAAGAUGGGCGGACAAGCCAACGUGGAAGGAAUUGCUGGUAGAUGGAAGGAGAUCACAGAGGACGUCAAUACGAUGGCAGAAAACCUGACGUCCCAAGUGCGCGCCUUUGGCGAAAUCACAGAUGCGGCGACGGACGGCGACUUCACGAAGCUGAUUACGGUCAACGCAUCGGGCGAGAUGGAUGAGCUGAAGCGCAAGAUCAACAAGAUGGUUUCCAACCUUCGAGACAGUAUCCAGCGUAACACCGCUGCUAGGGAAGCUGCCGAGUUGGCCAACCGUACGAAAUCAGAAUUCCUCGCCAACAUGAGUCACGAGAUCCGGACGCCCAUGAACGGCAUUAUCGGUAUGACGCAGUUGACGCUCGACACGGAUGAUCUGAAGCCAUAUCCCCGAGAGAUGUUGAAUGUCGUGCACAACCUGGCCAACAGUUUACUAACGAUCAUCGACGACAUACUCGAUAUCUCGAAGAUCGAAGCAAACCGUAUGGUGAUUGAGAGUAUCCCCUUCACCGUAAGGGGCACGGUCUUCAAUGCAUUGAAGACGUUGGCAGUGAAAGCAAACGAGAAGUUCCUCAGCCUAGCCUACCAGGUUGACAGUUCGGUCCCUGACUAUGUUAUUGGUGAUCCCUUCCGUCUACGACAGAUCAUUCUCAACUUGGUGGGCAAUGCCAUCAAGUUCACGGAACAUGGUGAGGUCAAGCUCACGAUUAGCAAAUCUGAGCGAGAACAAUGUGCGGCGGACGAAUACGCAUUUGAAUUCUCCGUAUCAGAUACUGGUAUCGGUAUCGAGGAGGAUAAGCUCGACCUAAUUUUCGAUACCUUCCAGCAAGCUGAUGGCUCCACGACUCGCAGAUUCGGUGGUACCGGACUGGGUCUAUCCAUCUCUAAGCGUCUGGUAAACCUUAUGGGCGGUGACGUCUGGGUCACUUCGGAAUAUGGCCACGGCAGCACUUUCCACUUCACCUGUGUCGUGAAGCUGGCUAACCAGUCUCUGAGCGUCAUCGGCUCCCAGCUGCUGCCCUACAAGAACCAUCGGGUAUUGUUUAUCGACAAAGGGCACACCGGUCCCCAUGCGGAUGAUAUCACCCGUAUGCUCAAGCAGAUUGAGCUGGAGCCCUUGGUGGUCAACAGCGAAGAGGAGGUCCCGCCGCCGGAGAUCCAGGAUCCAUCCGGAAAGGAGUCGGGCCAUGCGUACGACGUUAUCAUCGUCGACACCGUGGAGACAGCUCAGAACCUACGUACGUUUGACGAAUUCAAAUACAUUCCUAUCGUUUUGGUGUGCCCUAUCGUGUCGGUCAGCCUGAAGUCGGCGCUCGAUUUGGGUAUCACUUCCUACAUGACGACGCCAUGCCAGCCCAUCGACCUGGGUAACGGAAUGCUACCUGCUCUGGAGGGUCGUUCCACUCCGAUCACCACGGACCACUCGCGAUCUUUCGACAUCCUACUCGCCGAAGAUAACGACGUUAACCAAAAACUGGCUGUCAAGAUCUUAGAGAAACACAACCACAAUGUGACCGUUGUCAGCAACGGUGCAGAGGCAUUGGAGGCCAUCAAGAACCGGCGGUUCGACGUGAUUCUCAUGGACGUGCAGAUGCCAGUUAUGGGAGGAUUUGAAGCCACGGGCAAGAUCCGAGAAUACGAGAGGGAGAAGGGUCUCUCUCGAACUCCUAUCAUUGCCCUCACAGCACACGCCAUGUUGGGUGACCGCGAGAAGUGUAUCCAAGCCCAGAUGGACGAGUACUUAUCGAAGCCGCUUAAGCAGAACCAGAUGAUGCAGACUAUCCUGAAGUGCGCAACGCUCGGGGGAUCCCUGCUCGAGAAGAGCAAAGAGCCACGGUUAGGGAGCAGUGGCGAGAUGCAUCCUUCUAUCAACAAUCCUAAUCGUCCUUCAUCGGAUGGGAAAGGCAGACCUAGCCUUGAGUCCCGGUCCAUCACUACUUCGGGACCCAUCAAUCGUGGUAGCUUGGAGAGUCCAACCACGGAGAAGGACCAAGAUGAACAGACGGAACGAGUAAGCUCUCGCCGAGUUCAACGUUAA
Messenger RNA from Paecilomyces variotii, 3897 nucleotides. RefSeq names its product HAMP domain protein. Gene Ontology annotation, cellular component: membrane. The transcript has 2 exons. The coding region runs from base 1 to 3897 and encodes 1298 amino acids. Lineage: Eukaryota; Fungi; Ascomycota; Eurotiomycetes; Eurotiales; Thermoascaceae. The record is from RefSeq and is a predicted model, not a curated record. Gene Ontology annotation, molecular function: phosphorelay sensor kinase activity. Gene Ontology annotation, biological process: phosphorylation; phosphorelay signal transduction system; cellular hyperosmotic response.